Messenger RNA from Cyclocybe aegerita, 561 nucleotides. Lineage: Eukaryota; Fungi; Basidiomycota; Agaricomycetes; Agaricales; Hemipholiotaceae. The record is from the annotation of a GenBank genome assembly.
AUGUUCCGCUCAUCAGUCGCAAAGACUAUCCUCGCCGCUGCCCGCCCUACCGUCCACCGCGCGGCCCUGCGGCCACUGGCUGCUCGUGGGUACCACGAGAAGGUUAUCUCCCACUACGAAAAGCCCAGAAACGUUGGCUCCCUGCCAAAGAACGACGUAGAUGUGGGCACAGGCCUUGUAGGCGCGCCUGCGUGCGGCGAUGUCAUGAAGCUGCAGAUUCGUGUAGAUGAGAAUGGCAUCAUCUCCGACGUGAAGUUCAAGACGUUUGGAUGCGGUAGCGCCAUUGCUUCCAGCUCGUACAUGACCGAGCGCGUCAUGGGCCUCUCGCUCGAAGAGGCUGGCAAAAUCAAGAACACCGAAAUUGCCAAGGAGCUCUGCUUGCCACCUGUGAAGCUCCACUGCUCCAUGUUGGCAGAAGAUGCCAUCCGUUCAGCCAUUCGGGACUAUCGGUCCAAGAGAGCUCAACUGACCGCCGAUGGGUCUACAAAGAAAGCAGGCUUCAUCGACGUCACCCAGAAUUCGUCAACAGGAGCAACAACAGCUUCUGCUAGCUCAGCAUGA